AUGUCUAGCAGCUCUCAGCUAUAUCGGGCAGCUAUGUUGUCAGGGCCAGAAAAACUGGCUGCCGCAACUAGUCUCGUCAAUAAAUUAACGCAAGACCUUAGCUCAAGCACACUACUUUCCCAUCAGAGAGAUGCGGCUUUGGAAGAGCUUAAAAUAUAUGGUCGAGACCCUCGGAAUGCCGACCCAAUAUUCACGAAAGAUGGUAUCGAGAUGCUCACCCGACAUGCUUUCGAUAGCUCCUCCAGUACAACUUCGAGGAACGCUUUACGCUGUUUAUGCAAUGCUCUUUAUCUUAAAGCAGAAACUCGGCAGUUUUUUGUAGACCUAGGCUACGAGGCCAAAGUCUGCAAUAAACUAAAGAACGAUAGUCCUGACGACGAGUUCCUUGUCUCAAGGCUGUUACUCCUUACCACUUAUGACACUGACAUAAAGCUAGAGCGACUGAUUGACGAGUAUCAACUUGCUGAUUCCAUGACGAAGCACCUAGAACGCCACGCUGAACAGUUAAACGACGAAAAGCCAACCACAGACCCUAUGCACAUUAUGGCUCUCACGGAAACUGUCAAGCUCCUAUUCAAUAUCACCUUCCACUGUAAAGAGAAGGCUUCAUCAUUGACCCAGGCCAUCCCACAUAUCGUCACCUUGCUGUGCAAAGGCUUAUACCAAGUUAGCAAACCGUUGGAUCCGCCAAUAGGUCCCUUAGUGAAUGCUCUCAUCAAUUUGGACUUGGGCGCGAAGGACGUCCAGUCAUCUCUCUGCCCAUCAACCAAACCCACCAUCUUAUCAGAUCGUCUAAUUAGCCUACUUAAUCAAUCAAAGACAGCAUAUCAAGACGAGGAACUUGAAAACGCUGUAGCACCCCUCCUUGCGGCAAUACGAGUGUUGUACGCCCACGCCCCGCAAGAUGUGCAGGUUUCCAUUCGGCAAAAGCUCUUACCCACAGAAGACGACAGGAAUGAAGUCCUGGGAAGUAGUUCCUCACUACCUUCCUGGCUUCUCAAGAACUCAACCAACGCCAUGGCGCCUAAGCUUCGAGAGACGAUCCCCAUCUUAUUGUUUGACCUUUCAGACAAGGAUGCCUCCAAGUUUAUCGAGAAUGUUGGAUAUGGGUUUGCCUCGGGGUUUCUCUUCAAUCAGAACAUUCCUAUUCCUGAAAAUGCUUCCAAGGCCAUCCGCGGCGAUGCAGGUAGUUCUGAGAGGCCAAUCAACCCAGUGACUGGGCAGUUUCUGGAUUCUGAGAGACACGCUGAUGUGCCUGAGAUGACUGAUGCUGAGAAAGAAAGAGAAGCUGAGAAAUUAUUCGUACUUUUUCAACGGUUGCAAGCAAAUGGUGUGAUCUCUGUUGAAAACCCGAUCCGGACUGCCGUAGAGCAGGGACGCUUUGAAGAACUACCAGACGAUUAUCAGGAAGAUGUUGAUUAA
This is a messenger RNA of Xylaria bambusicola, 1422 nucleotides long. RefSeq names its product guanine nucleotide exchange factor. Gene Ontology annotation, molecular function: guanyl-nucleotide exchange factor activity; G-protein alpha-subunit binding. The record is from RefSeq and is a predicted model, not a curated record. The coding region runs from base 1 to 1422 and encodes 473 amino acids. Gene Ontology annotation, cellular component: cytoplasm. Gene Ontology annotation, biological process: G protein-coupled receptor signaling pathway. The transcript is spliced from 5 exons. Lineage: Eukaryota; Fungi; Ascomycota; Sordariomycetes; Xylariales; Xylariaceae.